Erinaceus europaeus (western European hedgehog) is the source of this 1269-nucleotide messenger RNA. It is a transcript of the gene SLC35B1, whose product is annotated as solute carrier family 35 member B1. Gene Ontology annotation, biological process: UDP-galactose transmembrane transport. NCBI's taxonomy places the organism in Eukaryota, Metazoa, Chordata, Mammalia, Eulipotyphla, Erinaceidae. The transcript has 9 exons. Bases 91 to 1164 code for a protein of 357 amino acids. Gene Ontology annotation, cellular component: Golgi membrane; endoplasmic reticulum membrane. The record is from RefSeq and is a predicted model, not a curated record. Gene Ontology annotation, molecular function: UDP-galactose transmembrane transporter activity; UDP-glucose transmembrane transporter activity.
UUCUAAAGCAUUUCCUCCUCAGUGGCUCUGAGCUGGCAAUUAUGCAGGUGACUGCUGGGUCCUGCUGAGAGGCGGUCGCUUACAGCUCCUAUGAGGCCCCUGUCGCCGGUCGGCGAUGUCCGACUGGAGCUGUCGUCGCCGCCACUGCCGCUGCCGGCUGUGAGCGGGUCUCCGGUCGGGUCGUCCGGGCGUCUCAUGGCCGCUAGCAACUCUUUGGUUCCCGACCGGCUGCGACUGCCACUCUGUUUUUUUGGAGUUUUUGUCUGCUAUUUCUACUAUGGCAUCCUGCAGGAAAAGAUAACAAGAGGAAAGUAUGGGGAUGGAGCCAAGCAGGAGACGUUCACUUUUGCCUUAACUUUGGUCUUCAUCCAGUGUAUGAUCGGUGCUGUGUUUGCCAAGAUCUUGAUCCAGUUAUUUGACCCUGCCAGAGUGGACCGAACACAGAGCUGGCUCUAUGCUGCCUGUUCUGUUUCCUAUCUGGGUGCCAUGGUCUCCAGCAACUCAGCACUACAGUUUGUCAACUACCCAACUCAGGUCCUUGGUAAAUCCUGCAAACCAAUCCCAGUCAUGCUCCUUGGAGUGACCCUUUUGAAGAAGAAGUAUCCAAUGGCCAAGUACAUGUGUGUGUUGCUAAUUGUGGCUGGAGUGGCCCUUUUCAUGUAUAAACCCAAGAAAGUAAUUGGGGUGGAAGAACACACAAUUGGCUAUGGAGAGCUGCUCCUGCUAUUGUCUCUGACCUUGGAUGGACUGACAGGUGUUUCCCAGGACCACAUACGGGCUCAUUAUCAAACAAGCUCUAACCACAUGAUGUUGAACAUCAACCUUUGGUCGACAUUGCUGCUGGGAGCUGGAAUCCUAUUCACUGGGGAGCUCUGGGAGUUUUUGAGCUUUGCUGAAAGGUAUCCUUUCAUCAUCUAUAAUAUCCUGCUCUUUGGCCUGACCAGUGCCCUUGGUCAGAGUUUCAUCUUCAUGACGGUUGUGUAUUUUGGCCCUCUGACUUGCUCUAUCAUCACCACAACUCGAAAGUUCUUCACCAUUUUGGCCUCUGUGGUUUUUUUUGCCAAUCCCAUCAGCUCCAUGCAGUGGGUGGGCACUGUGCUUGUGUUUUUGGGUCUCGGUCUUGAUGCCAAGUUUGGAAAAGGAGCCAAGAAAACAUCUCACUAGGAAAUGAAAGACUACCUCCACCCCAAGAAUAUUUAAGUUAUUAUCUCGAACAAUGGCAUAUUGGGGGGGGGGGGGGAAUGGACACAAUAGAAAUAAGGGACUGGG